AUGUCUCCAACUUUAGCAUACGAAAUAAAACCAGUCACUGAAGAAAACAGACAAGAAAUUACUGAUUUCUUGAGGACCGUGUUCUUCAAAGAAGAGCCUCUAAACGCCUACUUAGAAUUAAUAACCGAAGAGAAUCAAGCAUGUCCCACCCUCGAAGAAUUCACCCUAAGACACCUUGAUGACGGCGUCAAUUUGAUGGCGGUUCGAAACAACGAAAUCAUCGGAAUAUGUUUAUGUGUAGCGGUUGAAAAGGGUGUAACAGAACCAUUCGAUUGCGAAAACGAAAAAUACAACAAAAUAGUAGAAGUAUUGGACUACGCGGAAAGGCAAUGCGAUCCUUUCGAAGUAUAUCCUGAGUGCGUGAGAGGUGUCGCAGUACAAGUUAUAUCCGUUAAAGAAUCCUGUACUGGAAGAGGAAUUGCUGCACAUCUCAUCCGAGAAGCCUGCAAGAUAGCUGGAGAGCGAAAAUUCGAAUUCAUGAACAUAACGUGCACAGGACUGUACUCAGCGAAAUUAGCGGCGAAAUUGAAUUUCGACUUGAAGUAUACUUUAAAUUAUUCGGAUUAUCAGCGAAAUGGAAUCGUCGUAUUCAAACCACAACUGCCUCACACGUCUAUUAAUGUAUAUUUAAAAAAAUUAUAA
Messenger RNA from Phyllotreta striolata, 642 nucleotides. The record is from the annotation of a GenBank genome assembly. Lineage: Eukaryota; Metazoa; Arthropoda; Insecta; Coleoptera; Chrysomelidae.